Messenger RNA from Heterobilharzia americana, 4996 nucleotides. Lineage: Eukaryota; Metazoa; Platyhelminthes; Trematoda; Strigeidida; Schistosomatidae. The record is from the annotation of a GenBank genome assembly.
AACAAACGUAACAUUUGUAUUCAGAAGAAAUUUGUUCAACCGAUUGGAUUACUGUGCCGCCGAACAUAAAAUGACUUAUAGUAUUACUUUAGACAUCUCUUCCGAAUCAAAUUCUAUCAACAUUCAUUUGCUUUCUUAUCCUCGCUUAAUUAUUUAUGAUUCUUGACUGACUACUGGAGAAAAAAUAACCCAGCUACUUUGCCAGUUACUAUCCCUUAUUAUUCUUAUCGUUUUUAGGCCUGUACAGUUACUCCGUUGAUUAUUUUCAUCUUGACUUUUCAAACGUAUCAUCUUCAUGAUUUACAUCAAAUCUAUAAUUAUUGUUCAUCAACCCCUCAUUAUUUGACUGAUAUUCUGAUUGAAAUGUAAAACUGGAUAUUAGUGUAGAGCCGAAGACGAGGACCCUAACUUCAAAAGAAUAUAUUUAUUUGUUCAUUUAGUCUCUUUUCUGUAUGGAAAAAGAAACACUAAUACAUAAACAUCUUGACAACAUAUAGAAACGUCUACCAUGAUAGAAUUCAGAAUGACUACACUCUCUUUCUGCAUAUAUUUGUUUUAUCCGACGAAACGUCUGCAUUGAAUCGUAAAGAAAAGAAAAGUCAAUUCAGCGAAGAAAAUUUUCGUUUACGAAGACGUCAUUUCCUAAAGUUGUACAAGUAUAUAUAUAUCACAGACGUACAACAGUCUAUUACUAAACAACUGGUUGUAACUGCUAAAAGCUGAAAUCAGGAAUAAAAAGUAGUUGCAUAAUAACCUUUUAAACAAUGAAAAUAACGAGAAAGAUAGGUAGUUUCACGAGGUGAAAAUUGUUGGCAGACAUGAAACGUGAAGGCUAAGUGUCCACUUGAUGGAUGUAAAUAACAUGACGAAAGAAACAGGGGUCAUAAUGAAGGUGAUAACAGUAAAGUGAUGAAAUCGAUAAAAAAUUACGAAAGUGUAAAAUGAGGGUAAAAUAAGAAACUGAACAUAUUUCUUCUGUUCUCAGAGAUCGGGCUUGAAUCGGUAAACUGCCAGUGCUUCUGCUGUGCACAACUGUCGAAAGCGUACUCCUAGCGGCCUGCUUGAACUCUGGGCUACUGUUUUCUAUCAUCGAGUAUAUUGCAUCAAAUUUCUUAUUUCUAUAUUGUUUUAAUCGUUUAAUUAUGUCAACCAAUCGUAUUGUAUAUUCUCGCGCGUUUUUAAAAUCAUUACAACCUAUCGCUUCGCAAGUUGAUAGGAAAUUUAAGAAGAAGCACCACGGUGGAUGGCAACGAGCUCUGAAGCGUAUGACCAUAGAUCAAAUGACUAUUCCGGAAAUACUUAGCACAAACUGCAGGUCGUUGCCGAAUAAAGUUGAUUACCUUCAGUCACUCUUGUCCACAAAUGUUUAUCGAAACACGGGUGUAAUAAUGCUGCAGGAAACAUGGCUUCAUAAUCUGUAUGAUGAUGACUUAGUCUGCUUAGAUGGUUUCAAAUUAUUUCGACAAGAUCGAAGCUUUUCGAAGAAGAAAUGUGGUGGUGGUGUAGCAACAUUUAUUAGUACUAACUGGUCGUCCUCCAACUAUGUAUGCUUCUGCUUCUCUAACGAAAAAAUUGAGUGCAUUACCAUCAAAUGUCGUCCCAAACAUUUGAGCAAAUACAAAUACAUAUAUAUCACAAACAUGUAUGUCACACCUGACUGCAGUUUCUCAGAUUUGUCAACUUUUGCUGAUAAAUUCACUGAAUUUGCUGCUCCGGUUCUGGGAAACUCCUUGUCUAUUGUCUGUGGUGAUUUUAACUCAUGUGACUACAGUUUUAUAUUAUCAUUGGGUCAUAAAAAUAUGGUUAACUUUUCCACUCGUCUUGACAACACUCUAGACUUUGCAUUUACAAAUGAACCUGGCAUAUAUGAAGCCCGUAAACGGGCUCCACUGCUAAAUUCCGACCACUGUAUCGUUCGUGUUUUGCCUAAAGUGUACGGAAAAUUAUACAAGAAAGCUUUUGCAUACCUUUCAAGGAAAGUUCAAUACAGACGAUAUUCUCAAGAAAAUAUAUUACGUUUGAGAAGCAUGCUUAUAGAAACGGACUGGGAUAUAUUUGCUGAUGAAGUUUUAGACAACACUAUUACCAAUAUCACAAGCUAUCUCAGAUUCUGUCUCGAUAUCUGCUGCCCUACUGAAACAAUUUACAUGAGAUUUGACAGACUUUCCUCUCCUCAUCUCAAGAGGCUUCGGAGAGAAAAGGAAAGGUUGUAUAAGGCGAGAGAUCACCCUGGCGUUAAAAGGCUUAACUGCCUAAUUAAGUCUGAAAUACAACGUCUGAAUACUAUAUACAACGAGAAGUUCUUAUCGUGUAAGAACUCUUCCAAUAUAUGGAAAUUAUUUAAAGAGCUUACUGGUAAAAAACAGAUGACAACACAAACUCGUUCGGAUGUCUACGCGUUAAACAAGUCAUUUAUACGUCGGCAAGCUAAUUUCACCCUUCCUAAUGUGCAAAAUCAAGUGGAUAGCUGCUUUCCAGGUUUCAAUACAAAUGAUGUAUUUAAAUGUCUAAAGUCUUUGAAUCCCUCCCAAAGCUUAGGUCCUGAUGGUGUUUCUAGUAUCAUAUUUAGAAAAUGUGCAGAUAUUUUGUGUCAUCCACUUACAGAUAUCUUCAAUGUAUCGUUCUCUAAAAACAUAAUACCCACUGCUUGGAAGCAGAUAAAAAUUGUACCUGUGCCUAAGCCAUCUUCUGGAUCAGAUGUUACUUUUCGACCCAUCGCUAUAACUUCCCCUUUUCUGAAGACAAUGGAGAAAUUACUUCUGCUUGUGAUUGAGCCUUCAUUGAUGGCCUUCAGAGAUCCAAAACAGUUUGCUUACAAACACCGGAGGAGUACUUUAGAUGCAGCUACUGUCUUGCAUCAUAAUAUUGUUUCUAGUCUCGACAAAGGUGUUAAGUAUGUCCGUUGUGCCUUUUUGGAUUACUCAUCAGCCUUUGACUCUGUUCCUAGACCACUUUUGUUAAAUAAGCUUGCCAUAGCUCACACUGAUCCAUGGGUUACAAAAUGGCUGCAUUCUUAUUUUUCUGAAAGGAAACAGUACACUAUUCAUAAAGGGAUGCGCUCGACUUCAUUGCUUACUGAAGCUGGUGUGCCUCAAGGUGCUGUACUUUCUCCUUUUCUGUUUUCCUUUUUUUGCACGAUUUGCCUUAUUCUGUUGAAACUAAUUUUAUCAAGUAUGCUGACGACCUGACGAUUUCUAUUCCAGUAAACUCUUCUUUGGAUUGCUCGAAAUUAAAUGAAUUCUUGUCUGAAGUUGGUAAAUGGUCUCAAACUAAACCCCUCUAAAUGUCAGACCGUUAAUUUUAGCCUCAGGCGUAAACAAGACUUAUGUGAGCUGCUUAAAUCUCAUGACGCCUGCUGCAUCAAUGGUAUUUCUGCAGAAAGUAAAUCGAGUGUGAACUAUCUUGGGUUGGGUUUUACUUCUGACCUUUGUUGGUCGUCCCAUAUUUUAUUGACUUGUAAAAAAAUCUUUCGUUUAACUUAUUACGUAAAGAAAUUGAGGCUUUCUGGUAUAACUCAACUGCUUCUUUUACAAUUUAUUAAUUCCUGCAUUUUACCUAUUCUUCUAUAUUGUUCCCCAUUAAUCUUUCCUGGUCUUCUUAAAAAGGACUAUGUUAUGUUGCGUAGGGCUUUGAAGACCGUCAGCAGGGUGAGUGGUGUGUCUCUGGCUCAACUGAUUAACACUGUAGUUGAUCGACAUAUAAAUUCCUGCAAGCUACUAGCUACAGAAAUUUUAACUGACAGUGAGCAUCCACUUCAUUUACAGCUCUCUCCAUGUAUCUCCUCAGGGAGGACAAGGAGAAACUACAUAAGACUGUAUGCUCGUACAGCUAAGUAUAAGAAUUCGACUGUACCUUACCUUGCACGCAUAUUUUGUGAGGAAAAAAGUGUUAGAACAGAAAUCACACAUCAACUUUGUGACAGUUAAAAAUCUCAUUUCAAUAAUUUAACUUACAAUGCAAAAUUUUCUCGUUUUUAAUAUUCUUCACAUAACUUAAAUUUUUAUAAUAAAACAAUUAAAAAGGCUGCAAAGUAGUAUGUAUAUACUUAUAUUUUGUUGUUAUUGCAAUAUAUAUUACGCUGAGAAUUCCAAAUUGUACCACAAAUUGUUUGGAAUAAAGUGAAUUAUUAUUAUUAUUAUUCUGAACUGUUCUUUUUGACUGUGUAAAUGAUACUGAAAGAAGGCUGUUGUGGAGCUAUAUGUUAAUCGAUUUACUUUCUCUCCAUGCAGGAUAGUCAUCAGAGAUACAUUUGGAAAGUAUGUGCUCUAUGCUGUCUAUUUGACUAGCAGCUCCACGGGAGCAAGUAAAUUUGUUGACGAAAACUGAGGUGACCCAAAGCUGAAAAUUGUCCUUAAUCCCCCCCCCCCUGGAAUCAAUUGCUGACUACAGAAGCUGAUCUGCAGCUUCGUAGAGAAGAAUGUCUUCUUCAGAGAUUCCGACAGCCGACUUUUCAGGAUCCAUGUUGCUGCAUCAUCCAUUUUGAAACCAACUUUCACAAACAAAAUUUUAUUUGUAGCAGUGGUGAUUGAAAGUGAAACAAAAAUUUGGACUCUGGUAGAAUUUGAACCAGUUACCACUGCGUUUCUGGCUCCAUGCUCUACCGACUGAGCUACUAGAUCCGACUGCUGACCAGAUUUUUACUAAACUUGGUUAUUGAAAUUGAUCAACUUUAAACAUGUACUAAACAAGUGAAGGCUCUAGAAAAUUUGUGUCCAUAUGAGGAAGUGUCCUCAGUAACCCCGUACACUUUAGUGCAGUAAGCAGUGAGACCCAACUGUUGCGUGAAAGCUCCUAAUACUACCAGUAGGGAAGCCAAGGUCAAACCCUAAUACCAAUGAUUAAAAGUCAACUACUUCAAUCAAUGGGUGACAGCUUCACAAUGGGUUCAUAUAGACAAAUUCAAUCUUUAUAAGUAAACCCUAACUUUCUUUUUUGUAUUAUGCCUAAUUACUUUUGUGAAAACCUAGAUUUGUAAUAAUAUAUUCCCCUUCUUGUC